Messenger RNA from Gadus morhua (Atlantic cod), 1059 nucleotides. RefSeq names its product opsin-3-like. NCBI's taxonomy places the organism in Eukaryota, Metazoa, Chordata, Actinopteri, Gadiformes, Gadidae. Gene Ontology annotation, cellular component: membrane. Gene Ontology annotation, molecular function: G protein-coupled receptor activity. The transcript has 3 exons. The record is from RefSeq and is a predicted model, not a curated record. Gene Ontology annotation, biological process: visual perception; G protein-coupled receptor signaling pathway. Bases 331 to 1059 code for a protein of 242 amino acids.
CCUGAGCCGCCAAACGGUGGAGCCCAGCCCACCCAAACUCUGAUUUCUUCCAUUGAUGGCUUUCCAAACACAUCAACACAGAACAGGAAAAAGUCCUCCUGUUCCUCACUUUAAAACACAGCUUUACAUCGUUGUUUUAUUUUGAUCCCACCACCGCUAUAGAGUGAACUAUUUUUCUCCUCAGUCUCGCAGGUACUUAUUGUCUACUUAUAAGGCUUAUCUUCUUAAAGUUAUCGGCCACAUUACAUCUUAAAGACUCUCUGCGCGAGCGGCAGCCUGCUACCUCCACGCUCCCGCGCGCUGACUGAGCGGGAAAAGCACAGGCUGGCGAUGAUCGCGUCCAACGCGAGCCUGAGCGGCUGCGCGGGGAGCGACGGUGCGGGCGGCGCGCUGUGCGCUCAGUUGGAGAACACGAGGGCGUACCGGACCAGCCUCACUCCGACCGGGCACCGGGUGGUGGCGGUGUGCCUGGGCGUCACUGGCACGCUUGGGCUGCUCACCAACCUCCUGGUGCUCGUGCUGUUCUGCCGCUACAAGCUGCUGCGCUCUCCCAUCAACAUGCUGCUGGUUAACAUCGCACUCAGCGACCUGCUGGUGUGCCUGCUCGGGACGCCCUUCAGCUUCGCCGCAAGCACGCAGGGCCGCUGGCUGAUCGGCGGGGCAGGCUGCGUGUGGUACGGCUUCGCCAACUCCCUGUUCGGCAUUGUGUCUCUGAUCUCUCUGGCCGUGCUCUCCUACGAGCGCUACAGCACCAUGAUGGGCCCCACUGAGGCCGACGCAUCCAACUACCGCAAGGUGUCCCUGGGCAUCGGCCUGUCCUGGGCCUACUCCCUGCUCUGGACCCUCCCCCCGCUCUUCGGUUGGAGCCGGUACGGCCCCGAGGGGCCCGGGACCACCUGCUCGGUGGACUGGACGGCCAAGACCACCAACAACAUCUCCUACAUCGUGUGCCUGUUUGUGGCCUGCCUGGUGCUUCCCUUCAUGGUCAUCGUGUACUGCUACGGCCAGCUGUUCCGCGCCAUCAAGCAGGCGUAUGUCGCUGAAAGUGGAAGCAGCUGA